AUGGCUGUUUUGGCUAGGAAAGUCGAAAGGAGCAAUAUAACAAGAACUGAGAGCAAUAUUACAGGAAGAAGUCAACUUACCAGUGAAAAUGAUGACGAUGAUGGUAUAGAAGAAGAAGAGCUGAUCACAGGCAAUACCACAGACUUAACAAGAAGGAGAUUACGCUGCUUAAAAUCUGUUCUGAAAAGCCUACUUCUCGAUGACAGAAAAGAUGCAUUCAGUGUCGACGACCCGAAAAAGGAAUGUUCUGAAGUUGAAGAAAAAGAAGCAUAUCCUUACAUGUUGAUUUUGAAUGCUUUGAAGCCGUAUAUUCCAAAAAAGAAAGAACGAAUAGACGGGCCAUCAUUGUAUCAAACAUUGACCAGACUUCCUUGUGCAUUGGCAAUAUUCAACUAUGAUAACUAUCUCAUAGAAUCGGUUGAAGAAGCUCGCCAAAACAAGUAUGCUGUUUUUAGCUCAUUGUGUGAUAUUAAUGCUAUAACAAUGAUGUACAAGUUCAAUGGCAUCAGGUUUGCUCAAAAUAUAUCACUAUUACCUGGAACCAAGACUGCUCGCUUGCUUGGAACAAAGGAUACUGAAGAGUCUAAAAAGUCGAAAGAAACCCUCCAACAAGAAAUGCAGGGCUUGCAAGCUGAAGUUACUGGAAUAGAAAAGCAGCUGAAAGAUGCUUUGAAGAACGAAAAGAGCAGAAACUUUUCCAAGGAGAUAAAUGGAUUAAAGCUGAAAUGGAGAAAUAGCAGUCUUGAAGAAGGGAAUUGCUUAUACAAUGCAAUGAAACAACAAUCUGUAAUCGCCCAUAAAGCAGCCAUUGCUUCUGAGAACAGCAAUGAUCAGUGGUACGUUCUCCAGAAGCAUAACCAUGGGAUUGUCAAAGUGGAAGAUUGUCGGAUAAGUCUGCAGGCUAAUCUUUCUGAAGAAUUUAUUUUUUCUGGCACAGACAGUGGUUUGAAGACGAUGACAAGCACUGUUCCUCUCACGAUGAAACGGUUCAAGUUUCAUCUUGAGCUUCGCAACAAGUACAAGGCAUUGGGAAAUACCGAUGAGUGUAAAGAGGAAGCUCAGAAAAUAGUGAGCAAGUAUAGCAGUGAAGAAUCUGGCGCAAAAUCAUUUCUGCAGCUACCAUCCUCUAUGGCAAUAAAGACAGGCGAUAUAGAUAUUGGUUCAGGAUAUUAUAAUGUCCGAAGAAAGCUAGAAAAAGCAAAGAAGUCAACAGAAGGCAAAGUACUGCAAGAGAUAGAAGAUAAACUUGCAAAAUUAGAUAUGAAAUCUACCACAAGCGUCAAGCAAGCAGUGAAGAUAUAUCAACAACACGUCGAUAACCGUAUAGCAUUCAUGAAUCUCUACCAUUCCAAAAAGAGUCAGAUCGAAAAGGACAUGUGA
This is a messenger RNA of Rhizopus microsporus ATCC 52813, 1380 nucleotides long. RefSeq lists its product as uncharacterized. The transcript has 5 exons. The coding region runs from base 1 to 1380 and encodes 459 amino acids. The record is from RefSeq and is a predicted model, not a curated record. NCBI's taxonomy places the organism in Eukaryota, Fungi, Mucoromycota, Mucoromycetes, Mucorales, Rhizopodaceae.